Trichophyton benhamiae CBS 112371 is the source of this 411-nucleotide messenger RNA. RefSeq lists its product as uncharacterized. The coding region runs from base 1 to 411 and encodes 136 amino acids. The record is from RefSeq and is a predicted model, not a curated record. Lineage: Eukaryota; Fungi; Ascomycota; Eurotiomycetes; Onygenales; Arthrodermataceae. The transcript has 2 exons.
AUGGGAAGAGGAGUUACGUGGGAUGACAAGCUUGAUGCAAAGCUUUUGUUUGCAAUUAUCUCAAUGUCGGCGCCCAAAAUCAAUUACGAUGCAGUGGCGAAGAUUAUCGGCAAUGGUAUGAAUAUAGCAACCGUUUUUCCAUUGCAGUUCUUCCAAAUAAUUCAGAUGGCUGACCCUUUACUAGAUUGUACGCCGAAGGCCAUUCGACAUCGACUAGCCCGGAUCAAACUGAAAGCUGACCAGGGCAACAGUGCAUCCUCCUCUCCGGCUAAAACUCCAAAUUCCAAAACUGGUGGUGGACAUGGAAUGAAGGCCAAAAAGCGCAAUGCCAAUGAUAUUUUUGACGAGGAGUCUGGAGAUAUCAAGAAGGUCAAACAAGAACAUGUACAGGAGUCUGACACCGAAGAGUGA